Molecule: messenger RNA, 366 nt
Organism: Trichobilharzia szidati
Lineage: Eukaryota; Metazoa; Platyhelminthes; Trematoda; Strigeidida; Schistosomatidae
Source: the annotation of a GenBank genome assembly
AACGCGCUUGAAUUCAACAGUAACGAUAAAAAUACAAAAUGGGUGGAGACGACAAAAAACAUUCCAGUGGCUCUAAAGAACAUAAAAAAGAUCAUAAAGAUCAUCAUAAAGAUGGUUCCAAAGAACACAAAAAAGAACAUAAAAAGGGAUCAGGUUCAGGGAAACGCUCUAGUUCAUCAUCAUCAUCGUAAGCAGCAAGAUUAUAAUUCAUUUCAAACUGAUUUCAUGAAAGAGCUCGGAUUCAGACCACAAAAAGAAGUAAAAUGGUGUUCGGUUGAUGGAAAUUCAACAGGACUACGCCUAAAAAUUUCUUUAUUGUUAUCUUUUCCUGCUACUUUUUUAGAAAUAAGUAAUAUUUUAAAAUAA